AUGCGGUCGAACGUGAUUGCCCUGGCGCGCGUUUGCCUGCCGCUUCUGCUGCUAGUGGCCGCAGCGAAUGCGAGGAUCCACAAGCUGGAUAUACGGAAAGACUGCAGACACUACAUUACCCUGAGCACGUUCGGUUUCUACAAGGGUGGCAUGCUGACCGUGAAUCUCACGAACUUCAAGUUCGAGCCGGCGGACACCGAGAAAAAGCUGACACCGGAAAGCGCGAACAAGGCCGUGUUCGGUUUCAGCUUGGGUCGAACGCUCAUCGAUGCCAUUAAUCCGUACGUGCACAAUCAUCUGGACGGAUGCCUGUUACAAAAUGUUUCGAAUCUCAAGACAGAACAGAAGGAUGACAGCUCGAUUAUAUAUUUUACCAUGGACUUGAAGAAUUUAACGAUGCAAGUGAACUGUAGCAGUAACGUGCACGCAGCACACAUCUAUAGGAAUCUCAGCACGGUAUUAAUGUAUCGUUCAAAGAGGAGCUCGCUGUCGGCGAGGUUCAGCGAUACCGCGCUCUUCCCACGGAGAAAACGGAACACAUCGCAUGUGAUUGACAAGGCCAGCGUUCGCGAUAAUGAUCCGAGGCACAGGUCGGACAGCAACGAUGCGUGCUCCCGUUUGAGAUUACCGAUAACGAUGGAGACGACGCCCAAGGGUGAGCGGUUGUACAACACGAGUUUCGUCAUGGACGUCACUAGCGAAGAGGAGGAAGGCUUGUACAAUCUCUACUUUCACAAUUGUCAAAAUUACGAUAAUAACAAGGAACAGUUGCUCAUGGAUUUCACGGUGGAAAUAUCGGAGAUUAAUAACGACAACUUCCUAAGCGCUGGAGAAAUGCCAUUGCCGGCUCUGUACUUCACGAUGGCGCUACUCUUCUUCUUGUCCGGCUGCUUCUGGGUGUUUAUUCUUAAUAAAAGCAAGCAUUCUGUAUUUAAAAUCCACUACUUAAUGGCUGUUUUGGUGUACCUGAAGUCCUUCUCUUUGCUAUUCCAUGGUAUAAAUUAUCACUUCAUCCAGACCAAGGGUGAACAUGUCGAGGCAUGGGCAAUUUUAUAUUACAUUACACACCUUCUGAAAGGCGCCGUUCUUUUCAUUACCAUCGUGCUCAUCGGCACGGGAUGGAACUUUAUAAAGCACGUUCUUUCGGAUAAGGAAAAGAAACUCUUCAUGUUGGUCAUACCAUUGCAAGUGUUGGCAAACGUGGCUGAGAUAAUAAUCGAGGAGAGCGAUGUUGGUAAUUUGCGUCGCGAGACUUCGCGGGACAUGUUUAUACUCGUCGAUUUAGUGUGUUGCGGUGCAAUUUUAUUUCCCGUAGUGUGGAGCAUUAGACAUUUAGAGGAGGUUGCCCGCACAAACGAUAAAGCAGCGAUGAACUUGCGCAAACUUAUGCUGUUUAAGCAUUUCUACAUUAUGAUAGUCUUUUACAUAUACUUCACCCGUAUUAUAAUGUACAUACUAAAGAUUACAGUGCGCUUUGACUAUCAAUGGCUGGACGAAACGUUCCGAGAGAUGGCAACUUAUGCAUUCUUCGUUCUGACAGGCUACAAAUUCCGACCAGCGUCUGCAACAACAUAUUUCACGGUGCCGAGCGAUGACGUAGAGCCGGACGAUGAAGACGACAAGACUGACAUCGUUAUUUCCGGUGGUAACGGAAUCAAUAGGGACUUUAGUACAGUGAGCAAAAUGCCAAGGGCGGUGAGGUCCGCAACUUCAAAAGUUCCAUCUACUGAGGAGGAGCGACACACUCUUUUCCACAAGUCCUCUCGCGAGUAUGACUGAGGAUAAAUCGUGAUAGAUCAUGUCAUGCGACGAAUGUGCCGACAAUUUACGAAUCUUCGAGGCUACAUUUUGGAUUGAAGGGAUGAACGAAAGCGCGAUGAUAAGCGAAAAUGAAAUGAAUGAAGGGAGAGAGAAAGAGAGUGUAUGUAUAUGUGUGUACGUAUGUUUCCUACAUUCUCAAAUCUAUUUUAUAUUUCUCAGAAGAGGGAGCAGAAGAAAAGAAAAAAUUCUGCUUUGAAUUCGCAAAUGUACUAGGUUGUUAAAAUAUGAAUGGGACUUUUGAAUUAUCUACUUAACAGACAUAUGUUUUGGAACGUUAGCAGUAAUGUGCUAUUUUUUGAUGCUUUGGUUAUUGUUAUAGCAGUCAGUCACACAUGUGGUUAUGUGCAGUUAAUAAAUAUUCUUUGUUGUAUCCUCUCAUGCGUUUGCUCGUAACGCGAGCCACAAUAAAUUGCGCUAUACUGUUUGGAUCUUCACUCGGUAACAAUACAACCAACAAUAAGUGAGCAAGACGAUUGUUACAACCGUCUAUUAUUGUAUUAUUAUUAAGUUUUUAAUGAGAGAAAUAAAUCAACCAAAAUUUAUGAAACAAAGGACUUUAAAAGAGUUACAAAAUGAAUGUCUUUCAAGAGACUAGAUAUUUAAGUAGUCAUAUAUUCAGAUAUGGACGCAUUAAAAAUGAACUACAUGUUCACUAGCCGCGAAUGUCGGUAGUGUCUGUAAUGAAUUGUAUUAAUAAUAUACUGCCGGACAGUAGACGUACAUUAAAUUUAAAAUGUUUUACAAAUUAAUGUUAAUAGCAUCGAAUCUAUCAUUUGUAACAAUUUAAAAUACAGAAAACUUUGAUUAUACACGGUCAAGAAAAAAUUAUAAAAGCGCAAUUAUUAAUUUGAGUUGAGAUCUACUUUCUCAUCUUUUUUAUAGUUCAGAUUUAACGCGCACCAAUAAUUUUCAUCUGUUUUUAAAACAGACUUGACUGAUUAAUAAAUAAUGAUUAAAGUUAUUAAAAACGCAAAAUUAAAUUUAACCAAAAAUUCUUUUGGAAAAGAGUAUUAAAGAACUUUCGCAAAUUUGGGAAAAAUUUUUUAAAUUUUAGAGUAAAUAUGUAAAAUAAAUGAUAUGUUAUUUCUGAAAAUUUUUUUAUACUAACAAAAGUUAUCAGUUUUGUUUGUAUUUGAAUAACCUAGUAUGUGUCAAUAUUGCAUAUGUGAUGAACAAUAGCGACUGAAUAAAGUUUGAAAUAUCAGAAUGCUUCAUAUUUCAUCGAUUUAACUUCAAUUAUGUAUUUCACUGAACUGUGGAUUUUCUUAACUCUUCCGUUUUUGUUGUCUACCAUUCAAUCCAACAUUAGUGAGACAAUUCUUGUUUUUAUCUAUUUCUUUUUUAAUGAGGCGUUCACUUCGAUUAGAGGGUAACUGCUUAUCUUAAUGUUCCGUGAUAUUACGCAGUGUGUUACAACUGUAACGCGAGAAUGCAAGCGAUAAUACGAGCACUUUUUCGACGCGCUUUUUGCAGUCUGUUUUCUGUAGGCAUUUAGAGAAACAUUUCCAAUUUCUUUUUUUCCCAUGACACAUGCGCGUUGGAUACUUUCUUGAUACGAAAAUCCUACCCUGCGAAUGAUGCGGAUACUUUUGUAUCGUGAUUCGUAAUCUUAAUUACUUUUAGAUGAGCGACCGAAUUAAAUGGUGCAAUAAACUUAUCUAACAGUAUGUGUCCUCUCGCGAUAUUAUGCGAUAUUGUACUAGAAUUAAUAUAAUCAUUAGUGGCGGAUCUAAUGGUAUGAUGGUAUAUAAAGAUAUCGUGGAUGUCAAAGAAUUUCUGGCACAUAGAAAUGUGCCAAAAUGUGUUGCAUCUUAAACCAUAAUUUUUAAUUUUAAUAGGUUUUUAAUUUUAAUGAAAUUGGAUUUGGUUUCUAAUCGAUAGAAUCGGAUCUGAUCGAAUCAGAGGUUUAUUUAAUCAGGGAUCUUCAAUCUCUGUUCUAAUAUGGAUUGAUUGAUUUUUGUGAUUGAGUGAUUAUGAAAUUUGGAGUUUAAAUUUGAUUGCUGGCUGAAUUGCUUAUUGCUCUCUUAACUUCUAUUAUUACUAACAUUUUCUGGCAGUGAAUACUUAUAUUGGCAGUGUAGCCAGCUAUUUUCUGCUACUACAGAAUCACAAUUGAGAAGAAUAUUGUAUUCAAAUCUUUUAGAGAGCCAAAUUAUUCUGACGGGAUAUAUGCUUUUAUUGGUACCAAUUCAAGGAUUUACUAAAAAUUAUUAUUAUUUUAGAAAUAUCUGGAUUUUGGGUUUUAGGAAAUCUGGUAUUUGACGUCAUUAUAAAUGUGAUAUUGCAAUUUAACAUUAAGCGAAAAUUGAGGGUCAAAGAAGAAAAAAUGAAAUUAAACCGAUAUAUAAAUGAAACAAAUAGCAUAAAAAUAAGUCUUUUUACGUGAGCCUCAAUUUCGCAUCCUGGAUAGAGUAACAUUUUUUGUAAUAAAUUCUUUACAUUGUUUUAAGUUUUUUCCCCCAGCAUCCUUUAUCUAAAAGACAUCCUGGAAACGUCCUUAGGAUGCAAGAACGUUUUUUGAACGUAGGAAAUCUUUGAUCUUCCCUAUGACUAGGUGUUAUUAUUAAAUCAUAUUAUUAUUAAGUUAUCAAUUUUAAUUUGUGAUAUUACUCUCAAUUUAGGACUGUUUCAAGUCACCGACAAAAUAACCAGCGCGCAGACGAGACUGGAAAGAUAUGUAUAAAAUUGAUACGGAAAAUAUUAAACACCAAGAUACUUAUUUCUUAUAUCAGUAUCUGAGCCGAACAAUGCCCACUUAAUUAAUUUUAUUUUUAAAAAAUUCUCUCCAUAGAGAUAUUGAAAUAGACUAAAUGAGAAUAAAAAUUUUAUUUCAAUUACUCACAAAAAUAAAAUAUAUCUUCCGUACAAAAUAUUUAAAUAAACAAAAAAAAAUUUUUGGUACUGACACAUUAGACUUUAUUAUAUGCUUAUAAACAUGAUAAAGCUUGAAUAAAAAAUAAAUUAGGAAUAACAAAGGAACUAAACAUCAUCUAAAUCAAUUUUAAAAUAAUUAUUAAUCACAAAAAUAAAAUCCUUUAGGAUUUACUCUACUGUUAAACAUCAUAAUUAUCUUUAAUUUUGUCUUUGAUUAAUCUUUUAAUCUUUGGAAAUUUCUAGCUUUGGGCAAUUUUAGCUUUUUAAAAGUUAGCAGAAUUAAAGAUCAUUAUUCUCAUACAUAACUACAAAUGGCCAUAUAAGUGGGCCUUUGCUGCAAAUUUUUAUAAAAAUGGUAGACAUGCCCACUUUGUCACAAGUUUUUGUUGCACUGAACAGAUGUAUUACUGUCAGUUCCAAUUUUCUAACCUCUCUUUACCUAUUUUCAAUGGCUUUUUUUUAAACACACGCUCUAAGCGUAAAACACGUUUUCAAAUAGUAAAUUCAAAAGUGAAUCUUAUUUAAUUAGUGCUGGGCCUUAUUCGGCUCAGAUACCUUAUAUUUAUAAAUAUCGUUAUAUCUUUGUAAAUCAAAUUUUCUUUAAGAAAAGAUUUCUUUAUAUUAAUCUUUCAGAAACAUCAGAGAGAAAGGAAAAAAAACAGAAAGCUACAAACUGAAAAUAUAGAUCCGCGAUUGAUUAUAGUACUUACUAUUAUACAUUCAUUGUCGUCACUGUCGUUACAUUCAGGGUCAUGUCUAUCCAUAAACAUUAGUUAGAAGGUCCAAAAGAUACCCAGUCGACACCAUGUAAUUGCUAUAUAAUUUCGAAAUAAUACUUUACAUAACAAAUAUUUCUCGAUAUUUAUAUCAUAAUUGUUAUGUGAAAUUAUUACUUCCUUUUAUAUAAUAUAAAUGUGCAAGCGCUGUGUAUUAUUUACAUAACAAGUAUGCGAUAUUUCAAUAUGUAGAACUUGAUCGUUAGAACUACAUAAACGUUACAUAAAGAAGUAGUUAUAUAAACAUCCCAUUAUUGUUACUUUUAAAAUUAUAACUGUAACAUUGCUGCAACUUUCACGUUACGUAAGUUGUGAUAUUGAAACACAUAGCUAUUAUAUAGUGAAUACAUCACUGUGUCGAUUGGGUGGAAGGUAAAUAUGGCCUUGGUUACAUCUGUUACUAUAACUGUGUCGUAUAUAUCGAAUGGGACACGAAGAGUUGAAAGAAUAAAGCAGAUAUUUUUAUGAA
Molecule: messenger RNA, 5940 nt
Organism: Solenopsis invicta (red fire ant)
Lineage: Eukaryota; Metazoa; Arthropoda; Insecta; Hymenoptera; Formicidae
Product: protein GPR107
Exons: 10
Coding region: 1-1779 (592 amino acids)
Biological process (GO): transport
Cellular component (GO): Golgi apparatus; membrane
Source: RefSeq, a predicted model, not a curated record